This is a messenger RNA of Microplitis demolitor, 1607 nucleotides long. RefSeq names its product trifunctional enzyme subunit beta, mitochondrial (gene Mtpbeta). Gene Ontology annotation, biological process: fatty acid beta-oxidation. Bases 92 to 1504 code for a protein of 470 amino acids. Lineage: Eukaryota; Metazoa; Arthropoda; Insecta; Hymenoptera; Braconidae. The transcript has 6 exons. Gene Ontology annotation, molecular function: acyltransferase activity, transferring groups other than amino-acyl groups. The record is from RefSeq and is a predicted model, not a curated record.
GGCACUUAUUUAUCCCGAGCAGUUCUAAAUAAAGGCAGUGCAGUAUUUUUAUAAUAAAUUAUCAUUUUAAAAGAGUAAAAUAUUUAUAAAAAUGUCAUUACUUAUGUUGAAAAAUGCUGCUCGUCUCAAUCAGGGAAUAUUUCCUUCCGGGACAUAUGCAUUGGCAACAAGUGUUAAUAUGUGUAAAACAUAUGCAACAAAACUAGACAACCCAUCAAAUAAAAAUAUUGUUUUUAUUGAUGGUGUAAGAACACCAUUUCUAUUAUCUGGUACCCACUACAGUAAACUGAUGGCACUCGAUUUGGCAACACAUACUUUGGUGUCACUGCAACGUAAAACAAAUAUACCAAAAGAAUUAAUUGAUUAUGUUAUAUAUGGUACAGUGAUGCAAGAAGUUAGAACAUCAAAUAUAGCACGAGAAGCAGCAUUAGCUGCUGGUUACAGCAACAAAACACCAGCACACACUGUCACGAUGGCGUGUAUCAGCAGCAACGCUGCAAUGACAACUGGCAUUGGUUUGAUAUCUUCUGGAGUUUUCGACACAAUCGUUGCAGGAGGUGUUGAGUUCAUGUCGGAUAUCCCGAUCCGUCAUAGCCGCCCGUUACGUAAUAUUAUGGUCAAAGCAUCUAAAGCUAAGAGUUUGCCUCAGACAUUGGGUCUGCUUGCUCAGAUACGUCCCAGUCACUUUAUUCCUGACUUGCCAGCUGUGGCUGAAUUUUCAACUGGCGAGACAAUGGGACACAGUGGAGAUCGUCUAGCAGCAGCAUUUGGAGUCUCGCGAGCUGAACAAGAUGAGUAUGCACUGAGGUCUCAUACUUUAGCGCAACAAGCUCAGCAGCAAGGAAAUUUGACUGACUUGGUACCGAUGAAAGUUCCGAAUGUUGAAAAAGUUGUUGAUAAGGACAACGGGAUACGCGUCUCUCCAAUCGAGAGCUUGGCUAAAUUGAAACCAGCAUUCGUUAAACCUUACGGUACAGUUACGGCAGCUAAUGCGUCAUUUUUAACAGACGGUGCAUCUGCUGGUCUGAUUAUGACUGAAGAAAAAGCGCGUGAGCUUGGACUGAGACCCAAAGCUUAUUUAAGACACUUUACUUUUGUAUCACAGGAUCCUGUUGACCAGUUGCUACUUGGUCCCACUUACGCUAUUCCAAAAGUACUAGAUAAAUCCAGACUAUCAUUGAACGACAUCGGAGUUUGGGAAGUCCAUGAAGCAUUUGCUGGUCAAAUUCUCGCAAAUCUGAAAGCCAUGGACUCUGAUUGGUUUGCAAAAGAAUAUUUGCAGCGUCAAGGCAAAGUCGGAGUUCCAGAUUUGAAAAAAUGGAACGCCUGGGGCGGGUCGCUGUCCAUUGGACACCCGUUCGCUGCUACUGGUAUCAGAUUAGCGACGCACACUGCCAACCGUUUGAUCAAAGAGGACCAGCAGUUUGGAAUAAUCGCCGCUUGUGCUGCCGGUGGCCAGGGAGUCGGGAUGCUUCUAGAGAGACAUCCAGAUGCCAAGUUAUAAAAAUAUUGAAAUUUUAUAUUUUUAUAUUUAAAUUUGAAUUUUAAUUAUUGUUAAAUUUACAAAAGAAAUUAUAAUUAGGAGUUUAAUAUUACGCAAGUAUAUA